CCAUCCACCAUAUCCACUGUAAACCCACAUAUAUAGAUGGCAAGUAAUAUACUGUUAGCAACACUUAUCGCCACUCUACUUAUUCAUGUAUUAACAAAAGCAUCUACCUGCAUGUUUCAGAUGAUUACUUAUCGAGCGCAUUCAUUCAUUCACACCGCCUCGGCUCUCUUCCAGCACCGUCUCAACUAUCUACAUACACCACUUUCUGAAGAUAAUAUUCAUCCAAAAAAAAAAAAAAAAAAAAAAAAAAACAAUAAUCCAUCACCUCACACUACCAAAUAUAUUCUAUCCGUGUAAAAGAAUCCCUGCCAAGCACACCAAGCCCCCCAAAUCAUGGAUAUAUGAA
Molecule: messenger RNA, 346 nt
Organism: Aspergillus piperis CBS 112811
Lineage: Eukaryota; Fungi; Ascomycota; Eurotiomycetes; Eurotiales; Aspergillaceae
Exons: 1
Coding region: 37-297 (86 amino acids)
Source: RefSeq, a predicted model, not a curated record